AUGAAGUGCCCCCUGCUCGCCCUGGGCCUGGGCCUCACGUGUGGCACCCAGGCCAUCAACGUCAUCCAGACCAUGGAGGACCUGGACGUCCAAAAGGUGGCCGGGACGUGGCACUCCAUGGCCAUGGCGGCCAGCAACGUCUCCCUGCUGGAGGCUGAGAACGCCCCCCUGAGAGUGAAUGUGGAGGAGCUGAAGCCCACCCCCGAGGGCGGCCUGGAGAUCAUCUUGCAGAAACGGGAGAAGGACAGGUGUGCUCAGGAGAAGAUCCUCGCGGAAAAAACCGAGAUCCCUGCCGUGUUCAAGAUCAACUCCCUGGGCGAGAACAAGAUCUCCGUGCUGGACACUGACUAUGAAAACUUCCUGCUCUUCUGCAUGGAAAACACCGCCCACCCCGAGGACAACCUGGCCUGCCAGUGCCUGGGACCCUGA
Messenger RNA from Hippopotamus amphibius kiboko, 429 nucleotides. RefSeq names its product progestagen associated endometrial protein (gene PAEP). Gene Ontology annotation, molecular function: small molecule binding. The coding region runs from base 1 to 429 and encodes 142 amino acids. Lineage: Eukaryota; Metazoa; Chordata; Mammalia; Artiodactyla; Hippopotamidae. The transcript is spliced from 6 exons. The record is from RefSeq and is a predicted model, not a curated record.